This is a messenger RNA of Echinostoma caproni, 858 nucleotides long. NCBI's taxonomy places the organism in Eukaryota, Metazoa, Platyhelminthes, Trematoda, Plagiorchiida, Echinostomatidae. The record is from the annotation of a GenBank genome assembly.
AUGCCCCGUCGUUUUUUCCAUUCCAGACUUCCACAGCGUCUGAAACUGAUCAAACCGCUUGACGGCUCCGAAGUGUUACAGCAAUGGCAACGAUUGGCCACUCCCAGUUUCACUCGUGCCUUGUUUGAUGCACCCCUGCCCGGUGUCCGUGGUCGGGCUGGUGUGGCCACCAACUCCGAUCGACGUGCCAUUAGUUUUGGAUCCAGUGUACCGUCUCAUUUGUUGGGCGAUGNCAGUACGCGCAAAUUCCGCUCUCCGGCACUGUCUGGUUAUCCAUCGACCGGUCGUCACACCGGGCUGACAGAUCAUUAUCCGACCGACUGGAUGUCCCAUGGUGAACGAAUCGGACUCAGCUCACCGUUCUCUCUCACUUCCCUAGUGUCCGCUCUACUCCCGUUCUCAUUGAACCCGAAUAAUCGAUCAACGGAUAGUCCACUCACGUCCGAUUCCACAUCCGGUGCAACCAUCCCUAAGCGUUCAUCUUCUGGUAAUCUUCCAGAGAGCACAGAACCCAUACGCAUUCGUCCCAGAUCCCCGCCCGGAUCUAGAGGCCUCCUGGAAGUCAGUCGAAUCGGUUCUGAAGCGAAUUCUAUGCAAAGAAUUGUCAGUUCCACUGUCCGAUCCACGUCGCCUCCAUCCACUCUCACACUGCCGGGCGCACAACCGCCGCCCGCCGCGAUCUCAGCCCAGACAUUCAUACGGCCGGCUUAUUCACGUACAGUUCGUAAUACGAAUCUAUCCGAGAUUACAGAGGAGUCCGGUUCUCCGCCUAAACUGUCAGACAAUUCUGCGGUUGCCCCAGAUGGCAGUACUGCGCAAUCCGGCGAAGUCGCUGCCCAGUGUACAAAUGUUUCCUGA